Scleropages formosus (Asian bonytongue) is the source of this 2742-nucleotide messenger RNA. RefSeq names its product G-protein coupled receptor family C group 6 member A-like. The coding region runs from base 1 to 2742 and encodes 913 amino acids. The record is from RefSeq and is a predicted model, not a curated record. Gene Ontology annotation, molecular function: G protein-coupled receptor activity. The transcript has 6 exons. NCBI's taxonomy places the organism in Eukaryota, Metazoa, Chordata, Actinopteri, Osteoglossiformes, Osteoglossidae. Gene Ontology annotation, biological process: G protein-coupled receptor signaling pathway. Gene Ontology annotation, cellular component: plasma membrane.
AUGCCCUCGCCCUUGCGUGCGUCUGCUCCGGCGCUGUGUUUCCUGCUGGCAUCGGUACAUUGCCAGGAUGCCUGUCAACCUACCUGUGGAGCCCAAGCACCUGGAGACAUCCUGAUAGGAGUGAUCGGCCAGUGCCAUGGCGAAGUGGAGUCGCUGAACGAACGGAUAAAACCGGAAGGUUUCAACUGCACAGAUUUUAUUUUGCAGUCAUUUGUGGAAACCCUAGCUGUCAUCCACACCAUUGAUGUAAUCAACGACUCCGGCUUCCUUCCUGGAGUGCGGUUGGGAUAUCUCAUCUGUGACGACUGCUCGUACCCCAUCAAAGCAUUACAAAUCGCGGAGCACCUUGUGUCCACCAAUGACACUCUGCACGUUGAAUGUAAUCCCUUCACCAGCCCUCUGGUCAAGGCUGUGAUCGGGGCUCGCUUCUCUGAGGUGUCCAUCACUGUGGCCAGGUUCCUAGGACUGUACAUGGUUCCAGAGAUUAGCACAUCAUCAUCUGCAGACACUUUAGACGACAAGUUGCGGUUCCCAUCUUUCCUCCGUACCAUUCCCAAUGAUGAGCACCAGACUCGAGGAAUUGCCAAGUUCAUGUCAUCCUUCAGCUGGGACUGGGUUGGUGUGGUCUACGGCGAUGACGACUAUGGCAAGUCUGCCCUGGAGAACUUCUUGUUGAAUGCAGAGGACACCAAGGUGUGUGUGGCCUAUCAGGAGGUGAUGCCGCAGUACCUCAACAACGGAAACACAGACCUCAGGGUGAAAGAGGUCGCAGAAACGAUUCGCUCCUACAAAGCUCAGGUCGUGCUGCUUAUCUUGAAGGAAGAGCUAGUAAUGAAAAUUUUUGAAGAAAUGAUAAAGACCAACACCUCCCGAAUCUGGAUUGCCAGUGAUGCCUGGUCUUUGGCCCAGUCCUUAGCCAACAUGCCGGGGAUCAACAUGGUAGGGGAAAUCUUUGGCUUCAGCUUCAUCACAGGGCAAAAUCCAGGUUUCAGUGAGUUUCUUCAGAACCUGCAGCCAGAUCCAGGGGUGGUGAACCACUUUAUCGAGGAGUACAAAAACCUGAGGUUUGAAUGCACUCCAGAGCUACUGCAGUACAAUGAGUGCAUUGCCAACAACCCUCCAUCCCUCUGCACCAGGCCACCCUCCCUCACUUUCAAAUCUCCACUGGCCUGCAGCAUCCCAGACCCCCAGCAAGCUAAUGAUGACUUCCUGAUACAAAGUGUGUAUUUAAAUAGGACCUAUGGAGAGAGACUGGCUGUAUGGGCUAUAGCUCAUGCCCUGAGGAAUCUCCUGCAGUGCAAUGGGACCCUUUGUCAAGGAGACAGAAACAUUCAUCCUUGGAUGCUCCUGCAAGAGCUUAAAAUGGUGAAUUUCACAUUAAACAAUCAACGGUUUUACUUUAACGAAAACGGCAGCUUUAUGAACGGCUAUGAUCUGAUUUACUGGGCAAGAUCUGGAAACGGCAGAGAUUUCCGGGUGAUAGGAGGAUAUGACCCAAAGACAGGAAAUAUGAAAGUGGACACAAAAGACAUCAUGUGGCAAAACAAAACGGUCCCAGACUCCAAAUGCUCAACGCCAUGUCCCCCUGGUACAUUUAUGAAAAUUUACAACGUAUCGUGCUGUUAUAACUGCACACAGUGUGAUAUGGGGACCUUCUCUAAUGUCUCCAACAUGCCCAGCUGCUUGCAGUGUCCUGAUGGAACAUGGUCAUUGAAAGGCUGGAACCAGUGUUACCCAAGAACAGAGACUUUCUUUGGGUGGAAUGAGCCUUAUGCCAUCAUCUUGUUGACCUUUGUGGGCCUGGGGUUCCUGCUGCUGCUGAUGGUGUUCGUUGUCUUCAUGGCAAGCCGACACAGCCCUGUCGUGAACGUAGCUGGUGGGAAACUCUGCUAUAUCAUGAUGGCUGCCUUGGUGGUCAGCUUUGGAAGUGUGGUCCUCUUCAUGGGAAAGCCCAGUGUUCACAUUUGCCGGGCUCGUCAGACCAUGUAUGGCUUGGGUUUCACCCUCUGCGUCUCCUGUAUUCUUGUCAAGGCAUUUCGCACUUUCCUUGCCUUCCUCUUCAAUUUCAACAGACAAUAUAAGCUGAAGAAGCUCUACAAACCCUUUUCUAUAAUUGUCCUCUUCACCACAGUCCAAGUGCUCAUCUGCACCUUUUGGUUGGUGUUUGACUCACCAAGGGUGGAGACCAUCACCUCCAAUCAAAGCAUGAGCAUCUUCUUCCAGUGCAAUGAGGGGUCCGGGGUGGGAUUCGGCAUCAUGCUCAGUUAUAUUGGACUUCUGGCUUUCGUCUGCUUCCUCCUGGCCUUCAAUGGGAGGAAGGUCCCACAUCGGUUCAAUGAGACAGGCUACAUCAUCUUCAGUAUGCUCAUCUACCUUUUUGUGUGGGUUUGCUUCAUCCCAAUCUAUGUGACCAAAAGCCAACAACGUUCAGCUGUCCAAGCUUCAGCCAUCCUGGUCUCCAGCUACGGCAUUAUUUUCUGCCACUUUCUCCCAAAAUGCUACAUGAUCCUCUGCAAGAAGAAAAAAGACAUCUCCCCUGAGGCAUACCGGGAAAAAGUACGUAUCUUCUCCAUCACGUCAGCAAAUCAAGCACUUUGUCACUUGUCCACAGACUCUGGAAUUGGUGACAUGAAGACGAUGGCCACAACCAGCUCCAUGAAGGUAGAAGUGUCCUCGGUAGGUAUCAGUCUUAAUGACCCAUCCCCCUCUGUGAGGAAGAGGCACAGAAGGUCCUCCAUUUGA